This is a messenger RNA of Sphaerodactylus townsendi, 414 nucleotides long. RefSeq names its product serine/threonine-protein kinase RIO1-like. The transcript is spliced from 3 exons. Bases 37 to 414 code for a protein of 125 amino acids. NCBI's taxonomy places the organism in Eukaryota, Metazoa, Chordata, Lepidosauria, Squamata, Sphaerodactylidae. The record is from RefSeq and is a predicted model, not a curated record.
CAGAUUGUGUGCACUGGAGACCACCUACCAGCAAUAAUGAAUUUCAGGGAGAAAAUCAUGAGCCGGGUAGUUCCAGGGCAAUUUGAUGAUGCUGAGUUGUCUGACAGUGAGCAGGAACAAAUUGAAGUCAUUCAGCAAGAGAAAAGAAUCAUUCAAAUGCAGCCAUCACAUUUGUACCCGGAAGCUGAUGUGGAUGAAUUUGACGACAGUGGUGAAGACAAUGAAGAUGACUGGGACUGGGAUGAUUCUGUUGGGAAAGUUACAAAGCGAAAUCUCGUUUCUGGAGGAAGAAACACACAGCAUGGUCACAUCUACACUAGGGAUUUGGCUUACAGUUCCUGUAGGUAUUUUGAAGUGAUCAAAGGUCUCCCUUCUUGCCUCGAACUCGUAUGGAAGAAGUUAGAAGGAGAAUAA